Molecule: messenger RNA, 438 nt
Organism: Effrenium voratum
Lineage: Eukaryota; Dinophyceae; Suessiales; Symbiodiniaceae
Source: the annotation of a GenBank genome assembly
AUGACUGCAGACACUGCAGCAACGUCAGUGACACCAGCGGCAUGGCAUGUGCCAGAGCUGGGCUUUCAAGAGGCAAGGCACCUGGAGUCAGUGCGCGACCAUGUGCAGGCCUACAAAGAGCUGGUCUUGCAGAAAUUCGGCGGACCAGCUCAGCACCUGCGAGCUGUGCUUUGCAGCACCGAGCAGCAGACGAACUUCGCGGACUGGCUCUGCCUGACAUUCCCGCUGCUUGCUGACACCAAAUACCACUUGGAGAAGAGCAUGCCUGCAGUGCUGGCUGCAGACCUUGGCGCUGCUAGGCCCUUGGUGGUGCACGUCUGCCAGCUUGGCUUUGCUAAGGAGGCCUCGGUGAAGCCGAACCCAUCAUCCCACUCUGCCUCUCUGAUUGUGGAGCACUUCCUGACCCAAGGCUUCUUGAGUGGCGAAGAACCACUUCAG